AGAUGAUCCGUAACCUGCAACACCUCCAUGUAGCGGGUACGAGGUGCCCCAAAUUUGCUGUAAAAUGAGAGGGUUUGGCUACUCCCUUCGCCGCAUUUGCGCCCCCCUUCCCUCCUCAUUCGCUGUCCCCUCAUUCACCAGGACAUGCUGCCUCAGCCGAGGGGUCUUCACCGGAUCCAGCCUCCUCGGUCACAGCGGUCAGCACAGGAGGAGUGUGAGCACAGCCCUCAGACAGCCCAUACAGGACCUGAGUGCGCCAGAACAGAGACUGCUGGAUAAGCUUUAUGAAGGGCUGAUCGGGGGACAGCGGGCAUCUCUGGCUGAGUCCAUCACAUUGGUGGAGACCCAGCACCCAAGGAAGAAAGAGCUGGCCCAGGUGCUGCUGCAGAGGGUGCUGGCCUACAGGAGGCAGCAGGAGGGUCGUAACGGAGGGAAGCCGGCGGCCUUCAGAGUAGGUCUGUCGGGACCUCCAGGAGCAGGGAAGUCCUCUUUCAUCGAGGUGGUGGGCAAGAUGUUGACAGGACGUGGACAUAAAGUUUCAGUGCUGGCUGUAGACCCGUCGUCCUGCACUACAGGAGGGUCUCUGAUGGGUGAUAAAACGCGUAUGACUGAACUCUCCAGGGACAUGGACGCUUUUGUCAGACCAUCUCCUGCCUCAGGAACGCUUGGUGGAGUCACCAGAACGACAAAUGAGGCCAUUGUGUUGUGUGAGGGUGCGGGAUAUGACAUUGUCCUUGUAGAGACUGUAGGUGUCGGACAAUCAGAGUUUGCCGUGGCUGACAUGGUUGAUAUGUUUGUGCUGCUGAUUCCACCAGCAGGGGGCGAUGAACUUCAGGGUAUCAAGAGGGGCAUCAUAGAGAGGGCCGACUUGGUGGUGGUGACAAAGUCGGAUGGGGACCUUGUGGUGCCGGCUAGGCGGAUCCAGACUGAAUACACCAGCGCACUCAAGCUGCUCAGGAGACAGUCCAAGUCCUGGAACCCUAAGGUGGUGCGCGCCUCCUCACACACGUUUGAGGGCAUCCCAGAGGUCUGGACAAAGAUGGAGUCAUACCGGGAUGCCAUGCUAGCCAGUGGUGAACUGCAGGGCAGGCGGAGAGCCCAGCAGAGGGUUUGGAUGUGGAGUCUGAUCCAGGAAAACGUCCUCCAACAUUUCCAAAAUCACCCCAGUGUCAGAGACGCUCUACCCCACCUCGAGGAGCGAGUCACCAAAGGAGCCAUCUCUCCUGGACUGGCUGCUGAUCUGCUUCUCAAGGCCUUCUCAUCAUCAUCAUCAUCAUCAUCAUCAUCGUCACCAUAGUAAUUAAUGGGACCUUACUUUUGGAGAAGGGCCACAUAGUGCCAAGAAAAGCCAAGACAGAAUAUGAGUAUAUGACCUUGACUCUCUGGUUUGCACAAAAGAGGCAUCGUUGUUUUUCUGAAAUUUAAAAGGCCUGAAAUAAAAUCAACCCACAACAGAACUUCAGUUUGUGCACGCUGUUAUCCAAAUCAGAAGAGAGCCGAGAGUGCUCCCACCAACUGCUCUAAGACUCGUCCACAUAAUCGGAGAUUGGACGACGUUUUGUUUGACAAUGCUGUGAGAUGUGAAAUGAUUCGCUGCAAACAGGCUGAUUUCUGAAGCAGAUUCUGGAGGUGUCGUGGACCCAAACACUACAGACUCUCAUGAGCAGGUUAUCACAAAACAGAGGACCGUAACGGCCUUCUUGCUUCUUCACAGAAAAGUUUGCACUUUACCCAUCACUCGACCUGUCGCACAUACAUAUUGACAUUUCAAAUGGUGGAGGUAUGAUCAGUGAAACAAAAUGAGUACUGUAAUGUUCUGCUCAUCAUCAUUGUUCAGUGAUCAAGCUUCAAACUCUUUGGAAUACAAAAAGAUAUGUGUAAAAGAAAAGAUCAAGCUUAGCAAAACGGGCAUUUUUUCAUGAUCACUUGUUGCUGAAUGGACAUUUCCUCAUAACCAACACCUUUUUUUUUUUUUUUUUUUUUUUUUUAAAAAGUGGAACUGGAUUUUAAAAUGUCUUUAAAUCUUUAUUGUGCAUUAAUGAGUGGAAAAUGAUAUUAAAGGAAUGAUGUGAAUCUUAAA
Messenger RNA from Labrus mixtus (cuckoo wrasse), 2080 nucleotides. It is a transcript of the gene mmaa, whose product is annotated as metabolism of cobalamin associated A. NCBI's taxonomy places the organism in Eukaryota, Metazoa, Chordata, Actinopteri, Labriformes, Labridae. The record is from RefSeq and is a predicted model, not a curated record. Gene Ontology annotation, cellular component: cytoplasm. Gene Ontology annotation, molecular function: GTP binding; GTPase activity. The coding region runs from base 65 to 1297 and encodes 410 amino acids. The transcript has 8 exons.